Messenger RNA from Erythranthe guttata (spotted monkey flower), 1867 nucleotides. Its product is annotated as Class II aminoacyl-tRNA and biotin synthetases superfamily protein. Gene Ontology annotation, molecular function: RNA binding; aspartate-tRNA ligase activity; ATP binding. Lineage: Eukaryota; Viridiplantae; Streptophyta; Magnoliopsida; Lamiales; Phrymaceae. The record is from RefSeq and is a predicted model, not a curated record. Gene Ontology annotation, cellular component: aminoacyl-tRNA synthetase multienzyme complex; cytosol; cytoplasm. Gene Ontology annotation, biological process: aspartyl-tRNA aminoacylation.
GAAACAAUAGUCUAAACCCACAGAGAAGAAGAGAAAACCUCGGCCGCCAACCAUAUCUUCCUUCGUCUUCCAUUUAAAUUCGAUUUUAGUAAAAUUAACAAACCCUACAAACCCUAAAAUGUCAUCGGAAGAACCGUCGCAGAAUCCCACCGCCGAAGAGAAUUCCGAGAAGAAAAUCUCCAAAAAGGAAGCCGCUAAGAUAGAGCGCCAGCGCAAACGCCAAGAGGCCGCCGCCUUAUCUGCCGCCGCCGCAGUGUCGGCCGUCGCCCUCGAUGGCGAGGACCCGCUGGCGGCGAAUUACGGCGAAAUCCCGCUGAACGAUCUGCAGUCGAAGGAAAUCUCCGGGAAGAAGUGGACGGAUGUGAAAGACUUGAACGAUGGGUUGAAGGACCAGGCCGUGCUGGUACGCGGCCGCGCGCAGGCGAUCCGUGCCGUGGGGAAGAAGAUGGCGUUCGUCGUUGUGAGGAAGCGAGGGUUUACCGUGCAGUGCGUAUUGACCGUGGCGCAGGAUGUGGUCAGCUCUCAGAUGGUGAAGUUCGCCACUAGUUUGAGCAGAGAGAGCAUCGUUGAUAUCGAAGGAAUUGUUUCUGUUCCGGCUCAACCCAUCACCGGCGCCAGUCAGCAGGUGGAGAUUCAAGUGAGGAAACUUUAUUGUGUGAACAUGGCUAUUCCCACACUGCCCAUUAACAUUGACGAUGCAGCUAGAAGUGAGAUCGAGAUAGAAAAGGCUUUGAAGGCAGGUGAGCAGCUUGUUCGAGUGAAUCAGGAUACUCGCUUGAACUACAGAGUUCUUGAUAUCCGCACCCCUGCUAAUCAAGGAAUUUUCCGCAUUCAGUGUCAAAUUGAGAAUAUCUUUAGGCAGUUUUUGCUGUCUGAAGGGUUUGUCGGGAUCCACACCCCAAAACUGAUAGCAGGUUCGAGUGAAGGUGGUUCAGCUGUUUUCAGAUUGGACUACAAAGGAACACCUGCAUGUCUUGCACAGUCACCUCAGCUUCACAAACAAAUGUCCAUUUGUGGUGAUUUUGGCCGCGUGUUUGAGAUUGGUCCAGUUUUCAGAGCAGAGGACUCUUUCACACAUAGACACUUGUGCGAAUUUACAGGUCUUGAUGUUGAAAUGGAGAUUAACGAGCAUUAUUCAGAGGUUAUGGACAUUGUUGACCGUUUAUUUGUCACGAUGUUUGACGGUUUGAAUGAGACAUGUUCCAAGGAGCUCGAAGCAAUCAACAAGCAGUACCCCUUUGAGCCGCUUAAGUACUUGCGCCAAACUUUGCGUCUUACAUUCGAAGAGGGCGUACAAAUGCUCAAGGAAUCUGGUGUUGACGUUGACCCACUCGGAGAUCUCAACACAGAAUCCGAGAGAAAGCUUGGGCAGCUCGUACUGGAAAAGUAUGGAACCGAAUUCUACAUCCUUCACCGCUACCCUCUCGGAGUUCGACCAUUCUAUACCAUGCCAUGUCAUGAUGACAUGAAGUAUAGCAACUCGUUUGAUGUUUUUAUACGAGGCGAGGAAAUCAUAUCAGGAGCUCAACGUGUGCAUGUGCCUGAGUUCUUGACAGAGCGUGCUCAAGCAUGCGGAAUUGAUGUUAACACAAUCUCGACAUAUAUCGAUUCUUUCAGGUACGGGGCACCGCCACAUGGCGGAUUUGGUGUGGGAUUGGAGCGAGUGGUGAUGCUAUUCUGUGCACUCAACAAUAUCCGCAAAACAUCGCUCUUCCCUCGCGACCCUCAGAGAAUAACUCCGUGAUUAUUUUUGUGCAGACUUUAAUAUUUUUUUAAUAUGAUGAGAAUAUCAAACUGCCAUUGUUUAUGCUACUGAAUUUACCUAGAAACGAGCACACUUUUAUGCUUUAUUACUUGGUUUUCUUGA